UAUGCUGAAUUGCCCAAUAUGUAUGUCUUAGACUGGUGUCCCCAUGAGUGAGAGUAGAUGAAAGUCCAUGUUCUUAGACUGCUCUUGCCUCACUCCACCAACCUGGGACUACAGAUGUUUAUUUUGGUCUGUAGGUUUAUUUUGUAGGAGACCAGGCAUCCCUACAGAACACUUUCUUGUAUAGCAGUGGGCUAUUUUGACAUUUAAAUGAUGAGAUCUUUGGAUAGAUAAUCUGGUAUUCUGACCUCUCAGUUAAUAUUUCAAUGCAGACUCAGAGUAAGUGACUUGUCCAAGGUAAAAAUCAUCCUGUGUGGUUAAUUAGUGAUAUGGCAAGGACUAGAACUCAGAUCUCUGCAUGUAAUCAUCUUUUUGUCUGAUUUAAAAAUGGCUCCCAUCUCUACCCCAGGUUAGAGAACAAAACAAGGCACUUUUUUUGAAUUGAUUCCAAAUGGCUUGUAGAAUUAAUAAGAAUUAGAGGUUCUAGAUUUGACUUACAAUAUUCACAGAAAAAUUGGCAGUGAGGAGAUUAUACAAAUAGAUUAUUUAGAAAAUCAAGACUAAUAGAUGGGCAAAGUACAUGAGCAAACAAGUGAAAAGUUAUAAACAUAUGGAUAUUCAACAGUGUGGGAAUAGCUUAUAAAACAGUAUAAUACUUUUUAUAAACUUUUGCAAUCAAUAAAAUACUAGUUACAAAUGACUUAGAAAUAGUGUUAAUCUACUAGGAAUUCUGAAUGAGUUCCUUUUCUAGUUUCCUUUCUUCUAUACUGCCUUCUACCUACUGGAAUAUAUUCUGUAGAUUCAGAUUUCUUUCUUUUAAGCACUAAUUUUAUGUAUAGAAUAUUGACUAAAUGUCAGUUUUCUGAAAUUCUCUCAGUCUGUCCACUGAGUCUAAAAUUCACCAACUUAUUUUCUGGCCUAUACACCAUGGAAAAUGGUGAGUUUGCUUUUGUUAUUCUUGAUCUGUACAUUAAAAACUAGCUGAAAUGAGAGUUGGUAAAGAUUUAGUGAACUGAUAGAAAAUGUUUCUAUUAUUUGCUAGAACCAUCUGAGUGUAAGUAAAAAAAAAAAAUUCCUAAAAACAAAAUGAGUAUCGUAAUCAAAUGUGUAUUUCUUUUCCGUAGAGCCUCUGUUAUGCACCUAAAACCAUAUUGGAAUCUGCAGAAGAAAGCACAACCUCUUCAAAUUAGCAAGGAAACUCUGAAAACUUCCAUGAGCCACCAAGAGGCUAUACAUAAUGAAAAAUGCGAAGCUAGCUACAUGAAAUCAAGUGUCUUUCCUUCCACCUCUCCUGGUAAAGCAUCAUCUCGACAGCCUUUUGGGGUCCUUUCUCCAAAUGUUCUGUGCAGCAUGAGUGGGAAGAGUCCUGUAGAGAGCAGCUUGAAUGUUAAAACCAAGAAGAAUGCACCAUCUGCAACAAUCCAUCAGGGCGAAGAAGGGGAAGGGCCGCUUGAUAUUUGGGCUGUGGUGAAACCAGGAAAUACCAAGGAGAAAAUAGCAUUCUUUGCAGCCCACCAGUGUAGCAAUAGGAUAGGAUCUAUGAAAAUAAAAAGCUCCUGGGAUAUUGAUGGGAGAGCUACUAAAAGAAGGAAAAAAUCAGGGGAUCUUAAAGAAGCCAAGAUACAGUUAGAAAGGAUGAGGGAAAUCAACAGCAGGUGCUAUGAGCCUGAGCCUUUUGCGUGUGGCAUUGAGCACUGUUCUGUGCAUUACGUGAGUGACAGUGGGGACAGUAUCUGUGCUGGGAGGCCUCUGUCGGUCAUACAGAUGGUUGCCUUCCUGGAGCAAAGAGCCAGUGCUGCUCUGCUGGCCAGUUGUGCGAAAAACUGCACUAACUCACCUGCCGUGGGGAGGAUUUCUGGGCAAUCCAGAGGUGGGCCUCCAGCCUCUGAGCCCUUUUCUGCCCCAGGAGCUUGUGAAGAACCCAUGGAAAGGGGAAAUCCUGAGGUUGGUGAACCCCAGAGUGAGCCAGUCCGCGUCCUCGAUAUGGUAGCCCGGCUGGAGUCUGAGUGUCUGAAGCGGCAGAGCCAAAGUGAGCCUGGGAGCCUCUCGAGGAAUAACAGCUUCCGUCGAAAUGUAGGCCGGGUGCUGCUUGCAAACGGCACUCAGGCUGAUGAAGGCAAAACAAACAAAGGCGCUUUGGAGGCCCCUGUGUCUGUGGAAUGUGGCCCGUCAAGAGCUGACCAUUGUUCUCUUGAGGGGAAGCAGGCCUGGGAUGGGGCUCCUCCAGGCUGUCCCUCAUUGCCAGCAGGUGUGAGUUUCCACAUGGAUAGUGCAGCAACAGAGCCAGAUCAGCACACUGCUGUGAAAAACAGCAAUAGGUAUGAUGUAGAAAUGACAGAGGAACCUGAGCCACCUUUUCCUCCUCAAACCUGUCCCCAAGCCACUGAGUUGCCCACAGAUGCUGUUGAAGAGCUUGUGCCACAAAAUCCUGAUCAGCGAAGAAAAGAAUCUGUGUGCAUUAGCAUCACUGUGUCUAAGGUGGAGAGAGACCGGCCUUCUAGUUUAAAGUCCUGUGGAGACCCACUUCCGGGGAGGCUGUUCUUUUUGCUGCCUGGUCAGCAGCAGUCAGACUGUUCCCAGUUGAAUGAAAGCACAACCCAAGAGUCUCCAGAGGCCAGCCAGCCUGAAGAUGGUGCUGAGGGUGGCAGUGCAUCUGAGGAAAAAAGUGUUUCAGCUGAUUCGCUCGUCCCAGCGCCAGCCCCUCCUGUGGAAAGUACAGUACCGGUGCUCGAGGCCUCCAGUUGGAAGAAGCAGGUGUCCCAUGACUUUCUGGAGACCAGAUUUAAAAUCCAGCAGCUUUUAGAACCUCAGCAGUACAUGGCUUUCCUGCCCCACCACAUUAUGGUGAAAAUCUUCAGGUUACUUCCCACCAAGAGUUUAGUGGCUCUUAAAUGUACCUGCUGCUAUUUCAAGUUCAUCAUUGAAUACUACAACAUCAGGCCAGCAGAUUCUCGCUGGGUUCGAGACCCACGCUAUAGAGAGGACCCUUGUAAGCAGUGCAAGAAAAAAUAUGUGAAAGGGGAUGUGUCCCUGUGCCGGUGGCAUCCCAAGCCCUAUUGCCAGGCAUCUUACGGGCCAGGAUACUGGAUGUGCUGCCAUCGUUCUCAGAAAGGCUUCCCCGGCUGUAAGCUGGGGCUUCAUGACAAUCACUGGGUCCCUGCUUGCCACAGCUUUAAUCGGGCAAUCCACAAGAAAGCAAAAGGGACUGAGACUGAAGAGGAAUACUAAAGUCUAUGUGAGAGGCGACCAAAUGGCUGAUUUUUAAUACUGCAAAACACCACCUAGACUCACUGUUCAAGUGAGUGUUGCCUCUCAGAGCCAUCACUCUAGGAGAAUCUGUACCUGUUCCUUCAGGACUGCUUUUGGGCAUUUUUUCAUUUACAAGCUGUACAAGAAAACUGGUCUCGUUGUUUUAUAGUGGCGCCUCCCAUUUGAUCCAGGGUGGAAGCCCAGUUUGAUUCAGUUGGCUGUGAAUAAUUAUGCCGGUUUUCCCAAAUCAAAUCCAUCCUCAGAGGACGAAGACUUGCCAUCAUCAAGGACAGACAGAAAAGUUCAUUGCAGACUAUGCAGGCAGUCCCCAAAAAGGGGUUCCAGAAAUUUCUGAGCACUGGCAGGCACCAUAUUUGAAAUAAGUGAGUAGUGUCCUAUGGAAAGAAGAGCAGCAGUCAUGGAUGAAAAGUAUGCUUAUGAAGGAGAAGUCAGGCACCUUACCUUAGGCCUUGUAUGCUUGAUCCUGUGAGAUUGAUGUUUGUGGAUGGAGAUGGAUUUCAUGCCCUGUGGUGUUUACAGUGUAUAUAAUGGUUGUGUUUUCACAGGGCUGUGAAAGUGCACAUUAAACCCGAGCGCCUUUACCUUAGAUGAGUGCUUUUGGCCCCUCUGUAUGUAACACUAUUAAAACCCAUUUGUGUAUAGUGGACAGCUGACGAAAUAUCAUCACCACAAUGCAGCUAGGAUAGUGUUGCAGCUAUAAUUGUGUGUGUUUUUUUAUUGUUUCAAAUUUGUAUAUCCUGUAUAAAAUAUGAAUGUUUUGAAAAUAAACUAUGAAUGUUUCCUGUAUAAUA
Molecule: messenger RNA, 4058 nt
Organism: Myotis lucifugus (little brown bat)
Lineage: Eukaryota; Metazoa; Chordata; Mammalia; Chiroptera; Vespertilionidae
Gene: FBXO34
Product: F-box protein 34
Molecular function (GO): protein binding
Source: RefSeq, a predicted model, not a curated record